Messenger RNA from Eucalyptus grandis, 2546 nucleotides. RefSeq lists its product as uncharacterized. The record is from RefSeq and is a predicted model, not a curated record. Lineage: Eukaryota; Viridiplantae; Streptophyta; Magnoliopsida; Myrtales; Myrtaceae. The coding region runs from base 291 to 2354 and encodes 687 amino acids. The transcript has 2 exons.
UUAUUGGUCUCUUCUCAGCAUUUAAUAAAAUGACCUUCCGCCAUUAACCAGCACAGGUCUGUUCACCUCUUGCAUUAUUGUUGCUCUUCAGACUCUUGACUUCUGCCUCCCAACAAUGUUCCUUCCUGCAUAGGAAAAUUACGAUGGCAUCCGUUUCUUGGUUCAGGGUUUUCCAGUUUAGGCUUCGAACGUCAACUGCUGUCUCGUCCUUUCAGGAAAUAACCCUCCACUGGUCCAAGUAAAGCUACAUUAGCUGGUGGGAAUCCAUAGGAAGGUAGGAGCUUGCACUAAUGGAGAUAACAGAGGAGAUAAAAACAUCAAAGGCUCUGUUUGACGUAGAUUUGAGGAAAAUCUGGAAGGAGUGGGAGCUGAGAGCCAUGGUUCUGUUCACACUUGGUGUCCAAAUAGUCCUCCUCCUUCUGGGCAACAGAAGGAAGUCCAGCCCCACGGUUAGGCUCAGAGUCCUUGUUUGGUGUGCCUAUUUGACUUCAGACUAUGUAGCAACCGUCGCUCUCGGUGUCCUCUCGAGAAAGCUGGGAGAGGUGAAUGGAACAUCUGGCCAUCUUGACGAUAACAGCAAGCUAGUUGCUUUGUGGGCUUUGUGGGCACCAUUGCUUUUGCUUCUCCUGGGCGGCCCUGACACCAUCACUGCUUAUUCCUUGGAAGACAAUGCACUUUGGCUCAGACAUCUUCUUGCCCUAGGUGUUCAAGCAGGAGCAACAGCUUAUGUUCUGUUCAUGGCCUGGACAAGCUCUUCUCUGUCGGUUUUGUCACUUGUGAUGAUCUUGGUUGGGCUAAUCAAGUAUGGUGAGAGGACAUGGGUCCAGUGGCUGGCAAGCAAGGAUAAGCUCAGAGAAUCUAUGCUCAGUCCACCUGAUCCCAGCCCUAACUACCCCAGAUUCAUGGCGGAGUAUAGCCUAAAGCAGGCUGAGGGGUACCACGUCACCGCUGAUGAAGUAAUUGAAGUUCAAGUCCCAGCCACUCCUUAUGUGACAGGCGAUCUGAUAAUUAAGGCCGAUGAAUUGCUUCAAAAAUUUAAGUGUCUCUUCAUUGAUCUGAUACUAAGUUAUGACGACCGGGACAUGAGUCGGUCCAUAUUCAAGGGUAUCUCAUGGAAUGACGCUUUUCAACUGAUAGAGAUCGAACUUGGGUUCAUGUAUGAUUUGCUCUACACGAAGGCCAUGCUUUUGUAUAGUGUUUGGGGAUUCCUACGCCGAUUCAUUACUUUCUCCCUCACUCUCCUUGUGCUUGCAUUCUUUUCUCUCACUGAGAAGUACGCAAACUGCUCACCAGUCGACCUUUAUAUAACUUACGCAUUGCUGGCCGUCAUCAUUAUUUUCGAAAUUUACUCCAUCUUGAUACUCCUGUCCUCGGACUGGACAGACGUGUGGUUGAGUAAGCAUAACAAGAGCCGUGCCCUUCACCGUGCUGUGACUUGUGUCCAGUUGCCCAGACAGCCUCGGUGGUCGAAUUCCAUUGCUCAGUUCAGCUUGCUAGAGUUCUGCAUCAAUGAAAAUCCCUUGGUCUGCCAUGGAAUUCUCAAGCGCUUAAACAUCAAUGAGAAGCUGGAUAAGUAUCACUACACGACCUCUGAAAAUGUAGAGCCCAAGCUUAAAAGAAAGAUCUUUGAACGUGUGAAGGAGAAGUCUGAAAAACUUGAAAUGCCCACGGAUCCAGGCCAAAUUGGCAGAGAACAUACAGAUGAAAUUUGGGGCACCGAGGCUGAGUUCGACCAAAUUAUCCUCACUUUGCACAUUGCGACCGAACUUUGCUUCUACUCGGAGAAAGUAAAAGAGUCGGGGUUUCCCAAUUACAAACUAAGCAAGCACCUUUCACGGUACAUGCUUUAUCUUUUAGUCAGGUAUCCCUUCACGUUGCCUAACGGAAUCGGGCAAAUCAGGAUCCGGGACACAUUUGCCGAGGCCAUAAAGUUCUUCGAAGAGCAAGCCCAUUCCAAACCCAAACCUGAAGAGAGACGCGGUGCCUCCAGCGCAGACCGCAGAAGCCAAAAAGCUCUUGAGUUAGCUUGCAAUAUGUUGCUAAAAGUGAACACCGAGGUUCCACCGACUAAGGUUAAGGGUGGCAGGAGCAAAUCGGUGUUGUUCGAUGGAUGCCGGCUCGUGAGGGUGCUAAAUAAAGAGGACAGAAUAAAAAAGUGGGAGAUUAUCUGGAAUCUUUGGGUGGAUGUAUUGUUGUACGCAGCAAGACAAAGUAGAGGGGAUUGCCACGCUGAUCAGCUGAGGAGAGGAGGAGAGCUUCUCACUCAUGUUUGGCUCCUGCUCGCGCAUUUCGGGCUGACCGAUCACUUCAAGAUGACUCAAGGCCAUGCAAUAGCAAAGCUUAUAUUAAUAUAGGAAUUUUACGAAGAUCAUUAUGCAUCUUCUGAUGUUGUGUGUUUACUUUUGAAUGGAGUGUUGCAUCACUUUGAGUGACUAAAAUCAUCUUUGUAGAUUUUCUGGGGAGGCCUAAUCCCGUUUAAAACCUGCAUAAGUUUUCCAUUAGUUUUGGUUUACUGCUUCUUAAGGUAUCUCAUUUUUUCUCAGGUC